Messenger RNA from Phalaenopsis equestris, 315 nucleotides. RefSeq lists its product as uncharacterized. The record is from RefSeq and is a predicted model, not a curated record. NCBI's taxonomy places the organism in Eukaryota, Viridiplantae, Streptophyta, Magnoliopsida, Asparagales, Orchidaceae. Bases 1 to 315 code for a protein of 104 amino acids. The transcript has a single exon.
AUGGAAGAGCAGCAGCGGCUUAGCGGUGGAUUAGCACCUACCUCGACCAACCAAACUCUAGAAGAUAAGAGUGAUCCCUCCACCCCUGUUCCAGUCACCAAAUCUUCUCUCCAUGGUAGUCUCUUUAAGAGCUUUUCGUUCGAGGACUCCCAUCACGGGCCGCUCACUCCGGAGACGGGCUCGCCGUCCGGAAGCCCGAAACACGAACGCUCUGUUAAGAUGCAGGGAGACCGUGAUAGCCCGAAGCAGGAGCUGAUGCUCGGCCAUCAUAUUCUCGAGAGCUCGAGCUCCUUGUUCCUGGGCGGUGGACUUUAG